This is a messenger RNA of Bactrocera neohumeralis, 2299 nucleotides long. RefSeq names its product ribonucleoside-diphosphate reductase subunit M2 (gene RnrS). Gene Ontology annotation, biological process: deoxyribonucleotide biosynthetic process. The record is from RefSeq and is a predicted model, not a curated record. Gene Ontology annotation, molecular function: ribonucleoside-diphosphate reductase activity, thioredoxin disulfide as acceptor. Lineage: Eukaryota; Metazoa; Arthropoda; Insecta; Diptera; Tephritidae. Bases 151 to 1317 code for a protein of 388 amino acids. The transcript is spliced from 4 exons. Gene Ontology annotation, cellular component: cytosol.
CCUAUAAGAGGAGGUAGGCAAUGGGUUUCGCUUCAAAUAGUUUUCUGACGUCGAGUAAAUUGUGUUAAUGGUAUAGUCGGACUGUGUUUUACAAUUAAAAGAAUUUUACAAGUGUAUUAUAUUAGUCAUUACCACAUUAUUAAAUAUAAAAUGGAAUUCUCUGGUAAAGAAAACAUCACAGAAAAUCUGGAAAAAUUUUCACUGAAGAGCCCUAGAAAAAUUUUGACAGACGUGAAUAAUAUUCGUAAAAUGUCGAUCGGUGAUGAGAAUUUAGCUUCCAAACAGCAGGAUUCAACAUCAGUUGAAAAAGUAACAAUAGCUAAUAAACCUGCAGCACCAUUUGACCCAUCAAUUGAACCAUUACUGAAAGAAAAUCCACGUCGUUUCGUAAUCAUGCCAAUUGAGUAUCCCGAUAUAUGGCAAAUGUACAAAAAGGCAGAAGCAUCGUUCUGGACAGUAGGGGAAGUAGAUCUUUCUAAAGAUAUGGAUGAUUGGGCACGUCUAACUGAUAAUGAACGACAUUUUAUUUCACACGUGUUAGCCUUUUUCGCCGCAUCUGAUGGUAUUGUGAAUGAAAAUGUAGUUGAACGCUUCUGCCAGGAAGUCCAAGUGACAGAGGCACGUUGCUUCUAUGGAUUUCAAAUUGCGAUGGAGAAUGUGCAUUCUGAAAUGUAUAGCAUAUUAAUUGAUACAUAUAUUAAGGACUCGAAACAAAGGAAUUACUUAUUCAAUGCUAUAGAGACAAUGCCUGCCGUAAAGCGUAAGGCAGAUUGGGCGCUUGCUUGGAUUUCCUCGAAGUCGGCCAACUUUGGUGAACGUGUAAUUGCAUUUGCUGCCGUUGAAGGUAUUUUCUUCAGUGGCAGUUUUGCUUCGAUCUUCUGGCUUAAGAAACGUGGUUUAAUGCCAGGCUUGACAUUUUCCAAUGAACUAAUUUCACGAGAUGAGGGACUUCAUUGUGACUUCGCAUGUUUGAUGUUCCAACAUUUAAUACAAAAACCAAGUAAUGAGCGAAUUGUUGAAAUAAUUUCUGAAGCUGUUAAAAUUGAGCAGGAAUUCUUAACUGACGCUUUGCCGGUGAAUUUAAUCGGUAUGAAUUGCAAACUAAUGUCCGAUUAUAUCGAAUUUGUGGCUGAUCGUUUGCUUGUCGAGCUAGGAGUGGGAAAAAUCUACAACACACCGAACCCUUUCAGUUUCAUGGAACUUAUUUCAUUAGACGGAAAAACGAACUUCUUUGAAAAGAAAGUGGGUGAAUACCAGAAAUUUGGCGUAACUGCUAGUCGUAUGGAUCAUGUUUUUACGUUAGAUGCUGAUUUCUAAAGACGACUUGUAUAACUAUAUAUAACUAUAUAAACUAUAAGAUAUCGCUUUUAUAAAAAAAAUAUUUUUUACCAUAAGAUAAGAUAAGAUAAAAUUGAUAAAUGAGGAAUAAAAGCCUUAACAGUAAGUAAAACAAAUCACAAAAAAAUUCAUUGUUUAACUAAUUUCAAUAAAUUAUAAAUAUAUGAAAAAAUUAUGAGAUAUUUCGGCGGCCAAAACUUUGUAGUGUAACAAAUUAAACCCGAAAUUUCGACAAAAAGGUACAUAUAUUUUUUUUUACUUUUAGUAUUGAAGCACAGCGUGGUGGCAUUGAGUCAACAUGUUUUUGGCAUCUUUCGCUGGAAAUACGACUCCUAUACGUUUUUCACAGCCUCCCAUAGUUGCGUGGGCGUGGUCGAUGUCGACUUACAUCGAGUUACUGUCUCCUUGUCAUCAGUCCACAAAUUUUCUAUGCGGUUGAUGUCAGUGUACUCUAGACAUUGUGGGUGAGCAACUAAGAAUAUUUUGGACUCCGACAUAAGUUUUCUAAAUGAAUAAAAGUAAAAUUUUAACAUUAAAACUGAAAACUUCAAUUAAAUAAAUGAAUUUCACCGUUAUUGUCAAAUUUUCACAAAAAAUUUCAGAUACUUUUAAUUUUUCAAACACUUUCACGCACUACUAAGAUUUUGACUGACCGAAAAGGUUGUGCAAAUAAAGAGUCCCGCAAUUGUAACAAAACCAACAAGCCAAGCAAAACAAGUUAUUCAUGUUUUCAUGUCAACAGCUGAAGCUAACUGAUUUUGAAAUGUAUCCCAACAAAAUGUUGUAAUAAAAAAGUAUUCACAGAUACUAAAUGAAUGCCUAGCACUACUAAGAAUUUGACUGUACAUAUAAACACAUAGAGACUAAAAUAGAUUGUAAUAAAUAGACUAAGCUAUAAAAAUAAAAUCUAAAGAAAUUAUUUGUAAAUAAAGCCCCUAUAAUGGUUUUCAAAUCAAUUGAA